GAAAAUUCUCAAAGUUACUUGUGUUUCAGAUUGCUUCCAAGUAUGAUCAUCAAGCAGAAGAAGAUCUUCGCAAUUGGAUAGAAGAAGUGACCGGCAUGAGCAUUGGCACCAACUUUCAGCUGGGCUUAAAAGAUGGCAUAAUCCUCUGCGAACUCAUAAACAAGCUGCAGCCAGGCUCAGUGAAGAAGGUCAACGAGUCCUCAUUAAACUGGCCUCAGUUGGAGAAUAUUGGCAACUUUAUUAAAGCUAUUCAGGCUUAUGGUAUGAAGCCACACGACAUAUUUGAAGCCAAUGAUCUUUUUGAGAAUGGAAACAUGACACAGGUUCAGACUACACUGGUGGCUCUAGCAGGUCUGGCUAAAACAAAAGGCUUCCAUACAACCAUUGACAUUGGAGUUAAGUAUGCAGAAAAACAAACAAGACGUUUUGAUGAAGGAAAAUUAAAAGCUGGCCAAAGUGUAAUUGGUUUGCAGAUGGGAACCAACAAAUGUGCCAGCCAGGCAGGUAUGACAGCCUAUGGGACCAGGAGGCAUCUUUACGAUCCCAAAAUGCAGACCGACAAGCCCUUUGACCAGACCACGAUUAGUCUGCAGAUGGGCACCAACAAGGGAGCCAGCCAGGCGGGGAUGUUAGCGCCAGGUACCAGAAGAGACAUCUACGAUCAGAAGCUAACCUUGCAACCAGUGGACAACUCGACAAUUUCUCUGCAGAUGGGUACCAACAAAGUUGCUUCCCAGAAAGGAAUGAGUGUGUAUGGGCUCGGGCGGCAGGUAUAUGAUCCCAAAUACUGUGCUGCUCCAACAGAACCUGUUAUUCACAAUGGAAGCCAAGGAACAGGAACAAAUGGGUCAGAAAUCAGUGAUAGCGAUUAUCAGGCAGAAUACCCAGAUGAGUAUCAUGGCGAGUACCAAGACGACUACCCCAGAGAUUACCAAUAUGGUGACCAAGGCAUUGAUUAUUAGAUUCACAGAGAGGAGCUCAGUAUUUAGCCCAUUGUUUUUAUUCAGUGACAACCAAGCCUUGAGUAAUUUUUAUCUUGUCUUCCUAAAACACUAUUAUGCUUAUUGUACCUAAAAGAAAUAUUGCCUUACAUACAUUCCUUUUUCCUUUUUCUGCCUCUUCCCUAAAUAGUUGCCUUUUAGUGCUGUAAUGGUUAAAUCCUACAGCAUAACCAAUAACUCGCAUAUGAAGUAAAAAGGAAUACUGUGAAAGGGGAGUACUCUUGUACAGCCAAUUCUUUACAGAUCUAUGCAUUUUUACAAUCUUCUACUUAAACUGGUGUUUUCAAAUAAUAGGGAGC
Molecule: messenger RNA, 1300 nt
Organism: Hipposideros armiger (great roundleaf bat)
Lineage: Eukaryota; Metazoa; Chordata; Mammalia; Chiroptera; Hipposideridae
Gene: CNN3
Product: calponin 3
Exons: 6
Coding region: 96-962 (288 amino acids)
Biological process (GO): actin filament organization; actomyosin structure organization
Cellular component (GO): actin cytoskeleton
Molecular function (GO): actin filament binding
Source: RefSeq, a predicted model, not a curated record